Molecule: messenger RNA, 1397 nt
Organism: Symbiodinium sp. CCMP2456
Lineage: Eukaryota; Dinophyceae; Suessiales; Symbiodiniaceae
Source: the annotation of a GenBank genome assembly
AUGGAGCUGACCCGCUACCGUCGCUUUGGCGAGGUAGUCUUGGUCUGUGCAGGGCUUUUGGUUGCCUUGAGCUUCCAUGGAGGCUUGCGCCCCUCUCUUGGGAUCCUUCUGGGUCGGAACAGGGCCUUGGACCAACGAGGCAAUGGGACGCUGGAAUUCGGACCAAAGAGCGUCCCAAGAGCUGAGAGGCCAGCGGCCUCAAGCCACGACGAAGCCGCCGCUGUUUGGAACGGAACGGUGGCGUCGCAGUCAAAGCAGGAGCAAGCAAGGAACUUCUUGCCGCGGAAAGGCAACGAAAGCCGCAACAUGACGGAGGCUCUUUUUGCUGGAGAGAACGAGAGCAUAUCCCGUCUCAAGAAUCUGUCUUCCAAGCUCCAGAGCUUCUUGGCGCCCAUCUUGAACCCAGAGAGGGGCCGUUGGCUGGAGCUUCGUGGCCACUGGAUCUGGCAGGAUUCGACAUUGAGGAAGUGGAACAGCUCUCGCAAGCGUCUGCGCUGGGAAAGUGGGAGUGGAAUGCCACCCACGGUUUGGUACGGCAGCUCCUUUUUGCGGGAGCUGUACUUGGAGCAGGAGCGGCUGCACCACGGCAUUAGCAGCCGAGCUGAGUGUGACCUGCCGGUGGAUGCCAAACCCAGGCUUUUGAAUUCGGAAAUCGGUGCAGACCUUGCGAAGCGCUUUUACAGGGCUUGUAGAGCUCAGUGGCAUGAGAUGGACGGCAGGUCUCCGGCGCAGGAGAACGCCAGUUGCCUGCCGGCCCAGUUUGCGCCGACCCUGGGAAGCAUGAGCUCCUGUCGCUUCUCGGACCGUGCAUGGCAGAAGCAAUGUCGGAGCUGGGACGGCUUGGAAGGGAUCGACUUAGAUUUAUGCGGGCCCCCGGGCUUCCGCACGAGCCCUGACUUGAACCUUGCGAUUGGUUUCAAGACCAUGCUGCACACGCCCGAUGCGGACCAGCUGUUCCUUGCGCGCCUGAAGCAAGCUGGGAUGAGUGGCCUGAAUGACACCAUCGUGCUGGUAGAGCUGGGCACGACUUGGGGCACCAGAGGGCGCCGUCAGCCCUCAACGCGAGGGUCUCCCCACCUUCCAGAUCUGAGAGAGGACGAGGAGGUGCGAUACUUUGUCCACUGGGUCCAUACUGUUGCCUUUCCGAAUCGGCUGGUGCUAUGGAUGCCUGCAUGUGGUUGCGAGCAGCGCCUCAGGCACAGGGGUCUCACCCCUCUUAUGCGUGCAAUGUGGUACGAGGUACAGAAGGAGUACAAGGAAGCUGCUGUGAUGGUAGACAAGUGCGUCCUCUCCACUGCAGAGUUCGGAUUUCCUGCGGGCCACGGCUGCAGGGGUCCUCUUCUGAACGUCUUGGGUCAGAUCUUGCAUGCAACUUUGCAGCAGGUGCAAGAAAAGAG